Helianthus annuus (common sunflower) is the source of this 1962-nucleotide messenger RNA. RefSeq names its product oxysterol-binding protein-related protein 3C. Gene Ontology annotation, molecular function: sterol binding. The record is from RefSeq and is a predicted model, not a curated record. The transcript is spliced from 10 exons. Lineage: Eukaryota; Viridiplantae; Streptophyta; Magnoliopsida; Asterales; Asteraceae. Gene Ontology annotation, cellular component: membrane; intracellular membrane-bounded organelle; cytosol. Bases 442 to 1788 code for a protein of 448 amino acids.
UGAGAAUGGAGAAACGGCACCACAGCUUGGCUUCAGCCGCCUCACUUGUAAAUAUCUAAACCCCACGCAUCACCAACUCAUACACCACGCAUAAAAACUUGUACCUUAUCCUCCACUCUCCAAUUCCAUCUUUAAAACAAACCACGCGCCUUACCAGCACGUGGCCAACUCUUCCGUAUCAUUUCAUCGCUGUUGACUUUGAAAAAAGUUGAACAUAAGAACCCGCCAACGAAGUUUUUCCUUCUUCUUCUAAUCUCAUUUCUAUAUAAAAUUCGAAAUCACAGCACGUAUAUUCUUAUUCAUAAUUAUUCUCUGCUUUAUUUGAUCUAUCUGUAAAGCAAUCAUAAGAUCUGUAAUUUUAGCUGUUCAAAACCAGUAUUUGAAUCUCAAUUUGUUGCAUAUUAUUAGCACACAAAAAGUUCUAGGGUUUGAUUAUCAGAUAUGGCACAGAAGGGUGGAGGAUUCUUCUCGUCGCUUGCUUCAAGUUUGUCCAAUUUUAAGAGCCAGGUUAACUUUAUGCUUGGUUAUGAGGGACUGGAGGUGAUAAAUCCGGAAGGAGGGACGGAAGAUGCUGAAGUUGAAGCACAAAAAGGGAGAUGGAAACAUGAGGAUCGUGACAGUCACUGGAAAAUGAUGCAGAAGUAUGUAGGUGCUGAUAUCACAUCCAUGGUUACUCUACCCGUGCUCAUUUUUGAGCCAAUGACAAUGCUGCAGAAAAUGGCAGAGUUGAUGGAAUAUUCCCACCUGCUAAAGCUAGCAGAUGAAUGUGAGGAUCCACACAUGCGGUUGGUGUAUGCAGCGUCCUGGUUUAUAUCCAAUUAUUAUGCUUUGCAACGAACCUGGAAGCCUUUCAAUCCAAUUCUUGGUGAAACCUAUGAAAUGGUUAAUCAUAAUGGAAUCACAUUUAUUGCAGAGCAGAUUAGCCAUCAUCCCCCAAUAAGUGCUGCACAUGCUGAAAAUGAUCAUUUUGUUUACGAUAUAACUUCAAAAGUGAAGACCAAGUUUCUUGGCAACUCGGUUGAUGUAUAUCCUCUUGGAAGAACACGGUUGAAGCUGAAGAAAGAUGGAGUAAUCCUAGAGUUGGUGCCCCCUCCCACAAAGGUUAACAACCUAAUAUUUGGAAGGACAUGGGUUGACUCUCCAGGAGACAUGGUGUUGACCAACUUGACCACAGGAGACAAAGUCGUUCUAUACUUUCAACCCUGUGGUUGGUUUGGUGCUGGCCGCUAUGAAGUGGAUGGAUACGUAUAUAAUGCUGCUGAAGAACCAAAGAUAUUGAUGACAGGAAAAUGGAACACAUCUAUGAGCUAUCAGCCUUGUGAUUUGGAUGGGGAACCCCUUCCAGGCACUGACCUUAAAGAGGUUUGGAGAGUUGCCGAGGCUCCAGCAAACGACAAGUUUCAGUAUACGCAUUUCGCACAUAAAGUAAACAGCUUUGAUACAGCACCAACAAAUUUACUGGCAUCAGAUUCUCGCUUGCGGUCAGAUAGAUACGCACUUGAGAAGGGUGACAUGUCUAAAGCUGGUUCCGAAAAGAGCAUUCUGGAGGAGAAGCAAAGGGCUGAGAAGAGGACUCGUGAGUCAAAGGGUCAGAAAUUUGUUCCACGAUGGUUUGACAUGACGGAAGAGACCUACGUGACACCUUGGGGUGAUUUGGAGAUCUGCGAGUACAAUGGGAAGUAUUCUGAACACAGAGAUGCUGUUGGUAACGCAAACACGAAUGAUGCUGACAUCACGAAGAUAGAAUUCAACCCUUGGCAAUAUGGUAAUGUUGCUGAAGCUGAGUGAGGUGGAUGGCUUUCAGUUUCAUAUUUAUCUAUGUUACAUGUUCUUGUACACCUUGUUAUUUUAUUUAUUGUUUAAAAUCUUUACUUGCAUGAAGCUGAAAUGUCGAAUUUUGGUUACGUUGCAAUUGGGUUUUGUAACAGUAGUGAUAUUUGCAACUGUUUUUUUCAAGUGAUA